CAUUAGUGUUCAUAGAGUGUUGAACUUUUAGUCUUUAUUCGAGUAGCAAUUUGUAACUUUACGUCUUCUUGCGAAUACUGAAACUAUUGAUUGGUUGAGUUCAUCGUUCUGGAAAGUUUUAUUGACUAGUGAUGACGUCGAAUGCUUUGUCACUCGACGAUCACUGAACCGUUGUGGGGGUGGGUUGACAAGAGAACUUUGAAAAUGGACCAAGGCAAGCUGUCCGACAUGAACAGCCACGACGGUUCAAACUUUUCGAAUAAAUUUUCUGCUCAUAAAGAUGUUGUUGAAGAUUUGCUUCGAAAAGAUACUGUUGGAUUGGUGACUUUUCAGGACUUUAGAGCAAGACGGGAGUAUUUAGAAAGGUGCGCCGUGGCAGAAGCAGCUUGUCAGAACGCUUCCAGAAGAGCAGAAGAGUUAGAAACUAAGAAAAAGAGAGUAAAACGAGCAAACUUAAGUCGUCUAUCGUUUGGAGAUAGUUUGGAAGACCAAGAAGAAAACUCAGUGGAGUUCGCCAAAAUAACACGUUUCGCUUCUUCCAAGAAAGCGAAUGGUGUUGGUUUUAAUACGUCAGGUCAAGAUAUUGUCAAGGAGCCCGAUGUAUUUUCCCCAAAGGAGGAAGGAUUCUUUGGAAAGCAAAACCGAAAAAUUGGUAUGGAUCCUGGUGUAGAUACGUCGUUCUUACCAGACAGAGACCGUGAACAAGAGGAACGUCUAGAAAGAGAGCGACUGAAACAACAAUGGCUUAGUGAACAAGAACGCGUAAAGAAUGAAGAGAUUGAUAUAAUAUAUAGCAUAUGGGAUGGUAGAGGUCAGCGCAAGUUGCUGUCUUGUAAGAAAGGUACAACUAUUGCCAAGUUUCUCAGCAUAGUUCAGCAGAAAGUUUCAACUCUUAAGCACUGUAAGGUUGAGGACUUGAUGUUCAUCAAAGAAGAUAUGAUUAUUCCCCAUCACUUGUCGUUUUAUGACCUUAUAAGCAUGAAAGCACGUGGGAAGAAUGGUUCUUUAUUUUGUUUUGAUGUGCACGAGGACAUAAGGAUUCGAAAUGAUGCUUCAGUAGAGAAGGAUGAUAGUCAUGCUGCCAAGGUUGUAGAACGGAGAUGGUACGAAAGGAAUAAACAUAUUUAUCCAGCGUCCAUGUGGGAAGUUUUCGAUGUAUCGAAGAACUAUGGUCGGGUUCAAAAAGAUUUCUUUGGUAAUUAAGGUGGAGUUAUUCAUCGUAUGAGAAAAAAACGAAUGAUCUACAAGUUGUUUGUAAUUAUCCUAAACGGAUAUUGAUUUUGGUGUGUUUCGUUUACAGAGUAUAGACCAGUUUUCGCACUUUAUUGUCCCGUAGUUGUUGUUUUUUGAAGUAUUCUUCUAUUUUUCUGACGUAGGACACGUCCUAUUUAUCUGUUUUUGUAUAUCGAGUGUCGUUUUAGUUGAUGGCAAGCCUUAGUUACUCAAGUAAUUGCCUUUGUAAUUCGUGAAAUUUUGUGUCUAAUAUUUGGAAAGUUGUUAAGUGAAUUCUUUUGAAAUAGUUAUAAAGUGAGUAGAACGAUA
This is a messenger RNA of Galdieria sulphuraria, 1542 nucleotides long. RefSeq lists its product as uncharacterized. Bases 142 to 1203 code for a protein of 353 amino acids. Gene Ontology annotation, cellular component: nucleus. Gene Ontology annotation, biological process: chromatin organization. NCBI's taxonomy places the organism in Eukaryota, Rhodophyta, Bangiophyceae, Galdieriales, Galdieriaceae. The transcript has 2 exons. The record is from RefSeq and is a predicted model, not a curated record.